Lathyrus oleraceus (garden pea) is the source of this 1019-nucleotide messenger RNA. Its product is annotated as probable glutathione S-transferase. Gene Ontology annotation, biological process: glutathione metabolic process. The transcript is spliced from 2 exons. Gene Ontology annotation, cellular component: cytoplasm. Gene Ontology annotation, molecular function: glutathione transferase activity. NCBI's taxonomy places the organism in Eukaryota, Viridiplantae, Streptophyta, Magnoliopsida, Fabales, Fabaceae. The coding region runs from base 196 to 858 and encodes 220 amino acids. The record is from RefSeq and is a predicted model, not a curated record.
AUUAUUACCAUGUGAUCUCUUAUUUGACAGAAUCUUUUCCUUUUUCUUAAUACCUGUAUGUAUAUGAUGCCUUUAUUAUCCUUUUGUAUCUGAUAAUUUUAAAAUUAUAUCAAAUCAAAUCAUUAAUCUUCCUAUAAAAAAGCUAAGCCAAAUUGAUUGAUAAAAUCAAACUUAUUUGAGAAUUGAAUAUUAGCAAUGGCUGGUAUUGAAGAAGUGGAGCUUUUGGGUUCUGUGGGAAGCCCGUUUGUGAUUAAGGUUCAAAUUGCUCUGAAAUUGAAGGGAAUUGAAUACAAAUAUGUGGAAGAAAAAUUGGGUAAUUUGAGUGAAACACUUCUCAAUCAUAACCCAGUUUACAGGAUGGUUCCUGUUUUGGUUCAUAAUGGAAAACCAAUCUCAGAGUCUCGUGUGAUUCUUGAGUAUAUUGAUGAGACAUGGAAGCUAAAUCCAAUCUUGCAUUCUGAUCCUUACAAAAGAGCAUUGGACCGUUUCUGGUCAAAGUUCAUAGAUGAUAAGUGUGUGGUUCCAGCAGCAAAAACUAUUUUUAUCCCUGAUGAGAACGAACAGGAGAAGGCUAGAGAAGAAUUAUUCGACGCUUUGCAGUUUCUCGAGAAUGAGCUCAAGGACAAGUUCUUUGGAGGAGAGGAGAUUGGUUUUGUGGAUAUUGCGGCUCUGUUUAUCCCUUUAUUUCAAGAAGUAGCAGAGAAACAGUUGUUCACCAGUGACAAAUUUCCCAAGCUACACAAGUGGAGUCAAGAUUUUUACAACCAUCCAGUAGUCAAGGAAAUUAUGCCAUCGAAAGAGCAACAAUAUGCGUAUUUCAAAGCUCGCGCUGCAAGCCUUGCUGCUGCGUCAAAAUAGAUUAAUAUAGAGUGAGACUCUGAACUUGUAAGGAGAUUUGUAUAAGUACUUGUCCGUGUCCUUGUGGAGUUGUUUUGUUGUUUGUAUUUCAGUUCAAAUGGAAUGUACUCUGACUUAUCAUGCGUCAUAAAUAUCCUGCAAUGUUGUUUUCAGGAAUAAUU